CUUUUUCUCAUCCCGAUCCAAACUUGAGGUUGUGGCUAAAGUUAGCUUGGCAUACAGAGUAUAUAAGCCUUGUGAGAUCGGUGUCUGAUGCGGCUUCACAUAGUCUUCUCUUCUUGACCAUCCAAACCUCCACACAAACCGUCUCGAGAUGGCACCAAAGAAGGCAAAGAGGAGGCAGGCAGCAGGCGAAGGUGGCUCCUCCAAUGUCUUCUCUAUGUUUGAGCAGAGCCAGAUCCAGGAGUACAAGGAGGCUUUCACAAUCAUUGACCAGAACAGAGACGGUAUCAUCAGCAAGGAUGAUCUGAGGGACGUGCUGGCCUCAAUGGGCCAGUUGAACGUGAAGAACGAGGAGCUGGAGGCUAUGGUAAAGGAAGCCAGCGGUCCCAUCAACUUCACAGUCUUCCUUACCAUGUUCGGAGAGAAGCUGAAGGGUGCUGACCCCGAAGACGUUAUCGUUUCCGCCUUCAAGGUCCUCGACCCCGAGGCAACCGGAUUCAUCAAGAAGGAAUUCCUUGAGGAACUCCUGACCACUCAGUGCGACAGGUUUACCGCAGAGGAGAUGAAGAACCUGUGGGCCGCGUUCCCCCCAGAUGUGGCCGGCAACGUAGACUACAAGAACAUCUGCUACGUCAUCACACACGGAGAGGAGAAGGAGGAGUAAAGAAACAAGUUUGGAGAAUAUAAAAACAGCAUCCCUCGCCAUUCUGAUCCUCACAUCCUCCCCUGUCCGGCUUUAAAACCUUCCAUCCUUCCUACCCUUCAUGUGCUCACGUGCUCCGGCUCUCAGGCUCACACAUUUGCUCAAAAGACUUAUGUGAGAGAGACAGACGCUCGUGAGAAGUCUAUGUUUGUUUAUGGGGAAAUGGGAUUAUUUGCAAUAAAAAUGAUCUUGUAACAUUAUCUCCAUACAUCCUCUUUCUCAUCCUCUUUCUCAUCCUUUUGAACCCUCUUUCCCAUCACCUUUCUGUCUUUCCUCAAGAGACGGUUCACCAUGUGAAGCGCUUGAUGUGUGCGAGUGAAUAUGUGCCUCGUUUCCAACUCCGUACGUUGGCCUUAAGGAGCUACAUAAACACAGCGAGUUUUAUCUCACCGCCGUGGUAGACCAUGGGUGUUCACCCGAUGUUGAAUGAUGCACCUCCUCGCACUCAGAGAGAGACAAACAGAAGAGUCUCAUUCCACAUAUUAGAAGAGAUUCUCUUCCGCAGAAAAAAGAUAAUAGGAGAGACGGGAUUUCAAGGAGGAAUUGGGUAGAGGAAAACGUGGUCUCCUUAAAGCGACGACCACUUUUUCCUCAAAGUGAGAAAGGCCGCGAAUGAGAGGAGGGAAGAGACCGAAAGAAAACAUACUUUCUUCGCAUCGUUUCCCUCCUCUCUAUUCUGACUUUCCUCUCUGUUUGCUGUCUGUUUUCCUGGAACUGGACUUACUUUCCCCACCUUCCCUGAAACUCCCCUGUAAGAAUAAAAGGGACAAACUGUGAAUAAAACACCCUUUCCUUUUUGUA
Molecule: messenger RNA, 1501 nt
Organism: Osmerus eperlanus (European smelt)
Lineage: Eukaryota; Metazoa; Chordata; Actinopteri; Osmeriformes; Osmeridae
Gene: mylpfa
Product: myosin light chain, phosphorylatable, fast skeletal muscle a
Exons: 7
Coding region: 149-661 (170 amino acids)
Biological process (GO): skeletal muscle tissue development
Cellular component (GO): cytoplasm
Molecular function (GO): calcium ion binding
Source: RefSeq, a predicted model, not a curated record